Chara braunii is the source of this 2965-nucleotide messenger RNA. The record is from the annotation of a GenBank genome assembly. Lineage: Eukaryota; Viridiplantae; Streptophyta; Charophyceae; Charales; Characeae.
GAAAUGAUCAAUCAAUUAGUUAGGGCCGUGUGUCCCUCGCGUCCACUGUCUGUGAUCAUCGCCUGUCGCUAGCUCGCUCGCUCGCUCGCCCGCUCGUUCACUCACGCACGUUGGCUUUAUCCUACAGAGAUUUGUUGCCACGUGGAUCACAAGGGACAAAGUUAAAAAUAGUUGUUGACGUCAAGCAACCAAGAAAGCAAGCAAGCAGUAAUUAUGUACGUGUCGCCGUCGCCAUCGCCAUCGCUGAGAAGCGCUCCAUAUGGAGCAAGUCCGUCGUAUUCGUCGAAUGCCUCCACCCUACGGGUGAGGAGAACAUGCGUGUCACGUGUUGUGGAGAAGACACGUGUCGCUAUCACGCUCAGCCCUGCUCCGAUCCCGAUCACCUUCAGUACUUGUACGGAUGACAAGCCGUACGCGUGUCCACGUCAGCCGAGGACACGUGGCAAGCUACGCGGGAAUAGAAUUCCUCGUCCGAAGACGACGAUGGCGAUUGCCCCUCCUCCUCCGGCGUCUGCAAAGCAAGAGAGACAGCGGCAGCAGCGAUGGAUUGGCGCGCAGAUGCCGCGGGUGGUUCUAGGAUUUCCCGCCAACACGUGGCAGCAGCUUCCCGCCAACACGUGGGAGCAGCCGACUUGUAAUCGUCGGCGACGGCGGCGAUGUCCAGAUCUCUCUCGUGCGCGCUGCUGCUGCCACGUCGAAGAGCACAGGUGGUUGGCGCGCCGACACGUGGAUGGAGAUGGGGAGAGGUGGUGGGCGUCUGACGUUUUGGGGGUGUUUAUUUGUCAGAGCACCCUGUCAUCGCGGUGUGGGGUCCACAAAAAAAUGAUGACAUGGCGGCCAGGUAGCAGCAGUUGGAUGAACAGAGGAAGAAGAAGGCAAGAAGUUGAUGUCAACAGCAUGGAGAAGACAGGACAACGGCGAGGUCUGGCUAUGGCGUCCUCCUCCUCUUCCACAGCAGGGCAGCAAGGAUCUUCGUCUUCCGUUAGCAAAAAAACGCCGUCGUCGACUGCUCUGGACUCGACGGCGGCGGCGGCGGGGGAAGAUGGAACAUCAUCAACGGAUGUAGCGAUUGCCACGUGGACGAAAGGUGGAGGUGAUGAUGGCAUCAGCUAUGCCCAGGAAGGCGAUGACGUUAAGAGGGAAAAGGGAGGGGAGGAGAACGGUGGAGGUAACGGCAGCGAUAACGAUGAAGGGAGGGUGACCGUGAAGUGGAAGAAGAACGUCGUGGGUUUCGAUUAUGGAUUCCAAGCGCGGUACUGGCAGGCCUCAGCAGCCGUGCCGGGAAACUUCAUCCAGCUCGCUCUGCAAAACUUCGGACGUGAGUGGAAGGCACUUCGGCGAAAUGUUUUGUAUGCUGAUUACGGAAGGAUCACAGUUGUGGUUGUGGUUGUGGUUGUGGUUGUGGUUGUGGUGGUGGUGGUGGUGGUCGUGGUUGCGGUCGUGGUGAUGGUUGUGGUGGUGGUGGUGGUUGUGGUUGUGGUGGUGGUGGUGGUGGUGGUUGUGGUUGUGGUUGUUGUUGUGGUUGUUGUUGUUGUUGUUGUUGUUGUUGUUGUUGUUGUUGUUGUUGUUGUGGUUGUCGUGGUUGUGGUUGUGGUGGUUGUGGUUGUGGUUGUUGUUGUGGUUAUUGUUGUGGUUGUGGUUGUUGUGGUUGUGGAGGUGGUUGUGGAGGUGGUUGUUGAGGUGGUUGUUGAGGUGGUUGUUGAGGUGGUUGUUGUGGUGGUUGUUGUGGUGGUGGCUCUUGUGGCGGUUGUGGUGGUGGUUGUUCUGGUGGUUGCUGUGGUGGUGGCUCUUGUGGCGGUUGUGGUGGUGGUUGUUCUGGUGGUUGCUGUGGUGGUGGUUGUGGUUGUUUUUGUGGUGGAGGUUGUGGUGUUGAUAGUUGCUGUUGUGGUGUUGAUAGUUGUGGUGGUGAUUGUCGUUGUUGUUGCCGUUGUCAUUGUCAUCGUGGCUGUCGUCGUGGUUGCCGUUGUGGUUGUCACUGUGGUUGUCAAUGUGGUUGUCGCUGUGGUUGUCGUUGUCCUCACCGUUGUUGUGGUCGUCGCCGUUGUUGUCGUCGUCGUCAUUAUCGUCGUUGUGGUCGUCGCCACUCUUUUCGCCGUCGUUGUUGUCGUCGUCAUCGUUGUCGUUGUUGUUGUCGUCGUCAUUGUCGUUGUUGUGGCCGUUGUUAUCAUCGUGGUUGUUGUCGUCGUCGUCUUCAUUGCCCUUUCUGUUGUUCCUGCUGUUCUUGUUGUUGUUGUUCUUCUUCUUGUUUGUUCUUAAAGGGCAAGCUCAGGGAGAGGGCCGUUGGCUGUCUUUGGCCUGAAUGUCUUGCGAGGAUUCUUGGAGAUUCUCAGAGGUGUCGACAAAGUACUGCAGCUAUAUGAUGCUCUUCCAGAGAUUAAGCCAGAGGAGUUGGUUGGCACGGGCGCGCUCUAUGUCCACACGGUAACGCCUGGUGAACUCUGCAGUUCCAGGUGUCAGCGUAGGGGUAGCCUUAUUGAUGAUGUCAUCGAGAGGCUGCCGUGGCGCACGACCCCAGUGUAACUGGUAGGGUGUAAAGCCAGUAGAGAGUGUACAGAAGUAUUGUAUACUAGCUGUGCACGACCUAAAUGGAGAUCCUAGUCCUGCUGAUCUGGACCGAUCACAGGACACAACAACUGAAAUAAAAUCUGGUUCAUCACUUCAGCCUAUCCAUUGGCUUCAGGAUGAUGACCAGAUGUCAUAUCCUGUCUGGAAUGAAGGUAAUCCCUGCAGUAGGAUUGCCAUUCAUUGCUGCAAAAACGAGGAUCUCGGUCACUGACUAUAGAGGUGGGUGGUCCAUGAUGUGUGACCCACCUGUCAGCAAAUGCCGCCUGAACGGCUGGAACACGAGCCUCAGCUGGUAAGGGGAUGAACUCUGCAUAUUUGGAGAACCGAUCCACGCACACCAUAACCUGACGCAUACCAUGAGGUGUGGUCCUACCCAAGUCAGUAAAGUCAAUAGACACUG